Xenopus tropicalis (tropical clawed frog) is the source of this 446-nucleotide messenger RNA. RefSeq names its product P17/29C-like protein DDB_G0287399. NCBI's taxonomy places the organism in Eukaryota, Metazoa, Chordata, Amphibia, Anura, Pipidae. The transcript is spliced from 3 exons. Bases 66 to 446 code for a protein of 126 amino acids. The record is from RefSeq and is a predicted model, not a curated record.
CUCUAUUUGUAGAGAGCGGUGCCGAAACCGGACCCAGUUUUUUAAAAAAAGUGCUUUGGUCUGGUAUGGUUGUGAUGAUCUUGAUCGGCUUGUACGGGAUAAUUAAAUUUAAAAUGCACAAAAUGGUUAUCGACGCAGUAAAAUGGUGCUUUACGCCACAUAAAACGGAUGACAUCGAUGAAGCACUUGAUGAAGUUCUAACUGGGGAAGACUUGCUGAAGAUGUUAAAAGUACAAGAUGAAGGCAGCAGUGAAAAAAGCAGUGAUCGAAGUGGCAGUGAUGAAAGUGAAAGUGCAAGUGGCAGUAGUGAAUCUGGCAGUAAUGCCAGUAAUAGUAGCACUAGUGGCAGUAGUGAAUCUGGCAGUAAUGCCAGUAAUAGUAGCACUAGUGGCAGUGAUGAAAGUGGCAGUAAUGCCAGUAAUAGUAGCACUAGUGGCAGUGAAUAA